AGAUAUGAUUUUUUCGGGAGUGUACCAUACUUUACAUCGACUUCAUGCGAAUAGUAUAAGACAUUCUGAGUUAGUAGAACUCAUCACUCUAAGCAUAACUGUCACCUCGAAAAAACUUUAAAAUGCUCGUACGGUGUCCGGCAAGACAUUCAAGAUAUGUCAAGUCGCUUAUUCUUUAUCUAAAUAAUAAAGAAGCUUAUUAUUAUUAUUGAUUGUUCUUUGAAUAAGCAUAUAUUAUAGGACGCAUAGUCGAUUAUUUGUAUUUCUAUAAUCGGUUUUAUUUAGGUUGUUUCUGAAAUUUUCUACUCGUUAUAUAAUUUUCACGGUAUAUAUCGUGGUCACGUCGUCCCCGUACUUUACGCAUUAUAUUAUUACGUCGGAAAAAUGUUGUAACAUAUCAACGUUGUGGUGCAAAUUCGACGAAUAAAUUAAAUAGUCGAAUUUGCACUACACGGAUAUUCUCGAUCAUUUAUGCUUGAUUUUGAAUAAGCAUGUAUUAUGUAUUCUUUUAGAUGCAAGUUUUCCCCAUAUCGCCCUGUCUGGAUGCUAUUUUCAUUUAAGACAAAGUGUCCAUCGUCAAAUUACACCUCUUGAUUAUCAAACUCAAUAUCAAAACGAUCCCAUAUUCGCACAUAAUAUUCACAAGUUUGUCGCAUUAGCUUUCAUCCACCCGAAUGGUGUUAUAAAUGCAUCUGAACGCUUAUCCUUAAGUCUUGGCGAUGAUUAUGAAGAUAUUAUUGAUUAUUUUGAAGAAACAUAUAUUGGACGACUUAGACCUAAUCAAACAAGACGACAGCCCAAGUUUAGUAUUGAUUUUUGGAAUAUGUAG
This is a messenger RNA of Didymodactylos carnosus, 829 nucleotides long. The record is from the annotation of a GenBank genome assembly. NCBI's taxonomy places the organism in Eukaryota, Metazoa, Rotifera, Eurotatoria, Philodinida, Philodinidae.